Phanerochaete carnosa HHB-10118-sp is the source of this 491-nucleotide messenger RNA. RefSeq lists its product as uncharacterized. Lineage: Eukaryota; Fungi; Basidiomycota; Agaricomycetes; Polyporales; Phanerochaetaceae. Bases 91 to 420 code for a protein of 109 amino acids. The transcript has 6 exons. The record is from RefSeq and is a predicted model, not a curated record.
GUAUCACGAGUAGACAACAGCGACAAAGCGAAGGCACCCCCGGCUCCUCCGCUUCAGAGAACGACACGAUACAAGGAAAAGUUUCUGACUAUGAAGGAGAGAUACGAAGUGGUCACCGCCGCGCAUGAAAAGUAUGAGAGGGAACUAGCACUUGCCAAUGAGAAGAUCAAGCGGCUACAAGACGAGUGCAACCUCUUGCUGGAUGCAGUGGACAUCGCCGUGCCAGGGCAGCCAUCACUAUUGCAGUAUCUUGAGCAAGACCCUGUUCCGGCGCAUUAUAUGACGCUCAGCGGACCUCAAUACGAGCUUCCCGUGGCACCGCCGCUUCCACAGGCAGAAGCCCUUCCACCGCAUCCGCCCAGUAGGACACACUCUCAGGACUCUGUCCCUCAAACAAACGGGACGAACGGGCAUGCAUAGGAUGUUGUAGUCUUCCGGACAUAUACCCUUUCAGAUGUACCAUACGAUCCUGCUCCACUAAUGAAACUCUG